Messenger RNA from Hevea brasiliensis (rubber tree), 1168 nucleotides. RefSeq names its product NADH dehydrogenase [ubiquinone] iron-sulfur protein 7, mitochondrial. Bases 210 to 854 code for a protein of 214 amino acids. Gene Ontology annotation, biological process: electron transport coupled proton transport; mitochondrial respiratory chain complex I assembly; aerobic respiration. Gene Ontology annotation, molecular function: NADH dehydrogenase (ubiquinone) activity; 4 iron, 4 sulfur cluster binding; quinone binding. The record is from RefSeq and is a predicted model, not a curated record. Lineage: Eukaryota; Viridiplantae; Streptophyta; Magnoliopsida; Malpighiales; Euphorbiaceae. The transcript is spliced from 2 exons.
UCCCACGCACACGCAGUCUUUAUUCUCCCGAUGAUUCUCUACCAUUACUGCGGUUGAAUCAUACAGUGACGCACGUCUCCCUCAUGGCAAUUGCAAAGAGCAUUGACAACCCCGAAGGCCUAACAAAUAGCCAUCCACCAGAGUAAGAGCAAGCAUUCCGAGUGUGUGUCUCCUCUGUCCUUCUCCGUUCCCAGUGACUUCUAGAAACUAUGGCCAUGAUCACUAGGAACACUACCUCACGCCUUCCUAUCCUCUUCUCCCAGCAUCGCGGAGCUGCCCUCUCUCUCCAUACCACUCUCCCCUCUCUCUCCGCCGAGGCAACACCUCCCACUCCUUAUGCCUGCCCACCGCCCCCUUCCACCUCUUCCCCCGCCGGCCUUUCCAAGGCAGCGGACUACGUUAUUUCCAAGGUCGAUGAUCUUAUGAACUGGGCUCGCCGCGGCUCCAUCUGGCCCAUGACUUUCGGCCUUGCUUGCUGUGCAGUCGAAAUGAUGCAUACCGGUGCUGCUCGCUACGAUCUGGAUCGAUUUGGUAUCAUUUUCAGGCCCAGUCCUCGCCAAUCUGAUUGUAUGAUUGUCGCUGGUACCCUCACCAAUAAGAUGGCUCCUGCUCUUCGCAGGGUUUAUGACCAAAUGCCUGAGCCAAGGUGGGUCAUCUCUAUGGGCAGCUGUGCAAAUGGUGGGGGAUAUUAUCACUACUCGUAUUCUGUUGUUCGUGGUUGUGACAGGAUUGUCCCUGUAGACAUUUAUGUUCCAGGAUGCCCUCCCACUGCUGAGGCCUUACUCUAUGGGAUACUCCAGCUUCAGAAAAAGAUCAACAGGCGCAAGGAUUUCCUUCAUUGGUGGAGCAAAUGAGUGCUUUUUUAUUUGUUACCGGUCGAGUUCAUUGCAUCUUUAUAAUCUAAUAAAUACAAUUAUGCAUCAGUCCGCCAUUUAAGUGCUGUGUGGAGAAAUACUGUUAGUCUGUUUUUCAAUUCUAGAUCGAAGUCCUUUUUGGUUUUCACCAAAGGCUUUUAUAAUCUGAAUGGAUAUGGUGGCUGCAGAUCCUUAAAACUUAAUUGUAACUUGGACAUGUAUGAACUUCCUUUAUUACUUGCUUGUGUAAUUACAGAAAGCUGCUUAUUGUUUUUGUAAUGUUGAGACUAAACAAAGAGCUUUUGUUCUCUUUA